GCUCUCAUUGGACAAAAGCGUGGUCUCUGGCGCGGGGACCUCAGAGUUUCCCGGGCACUCACCGAGUGUACUUGGCAGCUCUGCGCGUCCGAGUAGUCGAUCCCGGCACCCCUGCCCGCGGGUCUGUUGGUGUUCAGCUCGCGUCCUGCAGACGUCCGACGCGCUCCAGUUGGAGACCGAGGUUCCCGGGCUCUGUAGCUGAGUGGGCGGCAGCACCGGCGGAGAUGCCUGGAAAGAAGGCGCGCAAGAACGCGCAACCGAGCCCAGCGCGGGCUCAGGCAGAGCUCGAAGUCGAGUGUGCUACUCAACUCAGGAGAUUUGGAGACAAACUGAACUUCCGGCAGAAACUUUUGAAUCUGAUAGCCAAACUCUUCUGCUCAGGAACCUGACUGCAUCAAAAACUUGCAUAAGGGGACUCCAAACGAGAAUUUUUCUCAGGAGGUGCACGUUUCAUCAAUUUGAAGAAAGAUUGCAUUGUAAUUGGGAGGAAUGUGAAGGCACAUUCACGGGUGCCCUUGGAAACGGAAGAUGGAAUACAUCAAAGUGAAUUUCUGCUCGAGAUUUCCCAGAUUAUCAUUCUUUGGGAUGAGAGAACAUUAUAAAAUCACUUUGUUUGUUUUAAAGCAAGAAUGGAAGACCCUUGAAAAUAAAGAAGUAAUUAUUGACACAUUUCUUUUUUACUUAGAGAAUUGUUCUAGUGUUUUUGCUGAAGGUUACUGCUGGCCUGGUGUAAAGGGAGAUGACCGAUGAUUAGACUGGGCGUCUGGGAAGACACAGUUCAGUGCUUUGUUGUUGCUGUUUUUGAUGUUUUGCUUUUCAAUGCCAACUCAGCACCAUGUAUAUGAUUCAGUUUAUACAUAUUACCUUGUUAUAAGGAAAAAAUUCAUUCUGAGAACACUGAAAUGUUAGAGUCAAUGUUAAUUUCUUAGGUCACUACAUAACAUAAAAUCAUUUGUUUCUUUUGACUCAAAUUGUAUGGCUUCUGUUCAGAUGAUCUUUCAUUCAAUGUGUUCCUGUUGGGCAUUAGUGGAAACCAUGGAAAACUGGAAAAUAACUUUGAAAAAAUUGGAUUAGAAGUAUAGGAGGGUUACUUGGGGCCAGUAAAUCGGUAGACUGAACAUUCAAUAUAAUAAAAGAAUGCAGGGAUUUUGUAUAACCAGGGAUAAUU
Rhinopithecus roxellana (golden snub-nosed monkey) is the source of this 1168-nucleotide messenger RNA. It is a transcript of the gene PMAIP1, whose product is annotated as phorbol-12-myristate-13-acetate-induced protein 1. The transcript has 2 exons. Gene Ontology annotation, biological process: DNA damage response; release of cytochrome c from mitochondria; apoptotic process. NCBI's taxonomy places the organism in Eukaryota, Metazoa, Chordata, Mammalia, Primates, Cercopithecidae. Gene Ontology annotation, cellular component: mitochondrion. Bases 225 to 389 code for a protein of 54 amino acids. The record is from RefSeq and is a predicted model, not a curated record.